CCCAAAGGUAGCCCCGCCCUAAGUGUGGGCGUGCUCCUCCGGCCGCCUCCCUGCUUCAAACCUACAUCGCCGCUGAGUUUUAGUUGGUCCCGGCUCUUUCUUAGGUGGCAGCGACGUUGUUCUAGUGUUCGGGUCCCUUUGGAGCGUUUCUACCAAGCUGUGCCUAGGCGCCCGGUCUCAGGUCCGCUGUCCUGAAAAAUCAUGGCGCAAAAAGAUGCAGACAAGUACCUUUAUGUGGAUCGUAAUCUCAUUAACAAUCCCUUGGCCCAGGCAGACUGGGCAGCAAAAAAACAAGUAUGGAUACCCUCAGAAAAGCACGGUUUCGAAGCAGCCAGUCUGAAAGAAGAGUCUGGUGAUGAGGUGAUUGUUGAACUAGCGGAGAAUGGUAAAAAGGUCAAAGUAAAUAAAGAUGACGUCCAAAAGAUGAACCCCCCCAAGUUCGCUAAAGUUGAAGACAUGGCAGAGCUGACAUGUUUGAAUGAAGCAUCCGUCCUGCACAAUCUGAAGGAGAGAUACUAUUCUGGGUUAAUAUAUACUUAUUCUGGUUUGUUUUGUGUGGUAAUAAACCCAUACAAGAACUUUCCAAUUUACUCUGAAGAAAUUGUGGAAAUGUACAAAGGCAAAAAGAGGCAUGAAAUGCCACCCCACAUUUAUGCAAUCACAGAUAAUGCAUAUCGGAGUAUGAUGCAAGAUAGAGAAGAUCAAUCCAUUCUUUGCACUGGAGAAUCUGGUGCUGGCAAAACAGAAAAUACUAAGAAAGUAAUCCAGUAUCUGGCUUAUGUUGCAACCUCACACAAAUCCAAAAAAGAUCAGGGGGAGCUGGAGAGGCAGCUGCUGCAAGCUAAUCCAAUUCUUGAAGCCUUUGGAAAUGCCAAGACUGUUAAAAAUGACAACUCUUCCCGUUUUGGAAAAUUCAUACGAAUUAAUUUUGAUGUCAAUGGCUACAUUGUUGGUGCAAAUAUUGAGACCUACUUGCUGGAAAAAUCCCGUGCAAUUCGCCAGGCCAAAGAUGAACGAACAUUCCAUAUAUUUUACUACCUAUUGUCUGGUUCUGGAGAACACCUAAAGAAUGACCUCCUUUUGGAACCAUACAAUAAAUAUCGUUUCCUUUCCAAUGGGCACGUUACCAUUCCUGGUCAGCAAGACAAGGAUCUGUUUCAAGAGACUUUGGAAGCAAUGAAGAUCAUGGGAAUCCCUGAUGAUGAGCAAAUUGGGUUGUUGCGAGUUAUUUCUGGAGUCCUGCAGCUGGGUAACAUUGCAUUUAAGAAGGAGCGCAACACAGAUCAGGCUUCAAUGCCUGACAACACAGCUGCCCAGAAAGUGUGCCAUCUUUUGGGCAUUAAUGUGAACGAUUUUACACGAGCAAUCCUCAUGCCUCGCAUUAAGGUUGGACGUGACUAUGUCCAGAAAGCCCAGACCAAAGAGCAGGCGGACUUUGCAAUAGAAGCUCUUGCUAAAGCAAGUUAUGAGCGCAUGUUCCGUUGGCUUGUCAUGCGCAUCAACAAAGCCUUAGACAAAACCAAGAGGCAAGGUGCUUCAUUUAUUGGCAUUCUGGAUAUUGCUGGCUUUGAAAUAUUUGAGCUGAACUCAUUUGAACAGCUUUGCAUUAAUUAUACCAAUGAGAAACUGCAGCAGCUCUUCAAUCACACUAUGUUUAUACUCGAACAAGAGGAAUACCAGCGGGAAGGUAUUGAGUGGAACUUCAUUGACUUUGGCUUGGAUCUUCAGCCUUGUAUUGACUUGAUCGAAAAACCAGCUGGUCCCCCAGGCAUUCUAGCUCUCUUAGAUGAGGAAUGUUGGUUUCCCAAGGCUACGGAUAAGAGUUUUGUGGAGAAAGUGGUACAGGAGCAAGGCACUCACUCAAAGUUCCAAAAGCCCAAGCAACUUAAGGAAAAGGCUGACUUUUCCAUCAUGCACUAUGCUGGGAGGGUGGAUUACAAAGCUGAUGAGUGGCUGAUGAAAAAUAUGGACCCACUGAAUGAUAAUGUUGCAACACUUCUAAAUCAGUCAUCUGAUAAAUUUGUUAAUGAACUUUGGAAAGAUGUGGAUCGCAUUGUUGGUUUGGAUCAAGUUGCUGGCAUGGGUGAUACAGCUUUGCCUGGUGCAUUCAAGACUAGAAAAGGAAUGUUCCGCACUGUGGGUCAGUUGUAUAAGGAGCAACUUUCUAAACUUAUGGCCACACUGAGAAACACGAACCCGAACUUUGUGCGCUGCAUUAUUCCCAAUCAUGUAACUCAAAGAUAUGAAAUUCUCACUCCAAAUUCUAUUCCCAAAGGCUUCAUGGAUGGAAAACAGGCAUGCGUUAUAAUGAUAAAAGCCCUUGAGUUGGACUCUAACCUUUACCGUAUUGGUCAAAGCAAAGUGUUUUUCAGAGCAGGUGUCCUAGCUCACCUUGAAGAAGAGCGGGACCUCAAGAUUACAGAUGUGAUUAUUGCCUUCCAGGCCUGGUGCAGAGGCUUCUUGGCAAGAAAAGCAUUUGCGAAACGGCAACAGCAACUCACCGCCAUGAAAGUGAUUCAGAGGAAUUGCGCAGCCUACCUUAAACUGAGAAAUUGGCAGUGGUGGAGGCUCUUCACAAAGGUUAAACCACUCUUACAAGCGAAUAGAUUUGAUGAGGAGCUGCACACAAAGGAAGUAGAACUUCUGAAAGUAAAAGAACUUCAAACUGCCUCUGAACAGAAACUUUCAGAAAUGGAAAGCCUACAGAUACAGCUUCAACAAGAAAAAAUGCAACUGCAAGAACAGCUGCAAGCGGAGACUGAACUCUGUGCAGAAGCAGAGGAAAUAAGAGUCCGUUUAGCGGCCAGGAAACAAGAAUUGGAAGAAAUCUUGCAUGAUUUGGAGUCGCGGGUGGAAGAAGAGGAGGAAAGAUGUCAACUUUUGCAGACAGAAAAGAAAAAAAUGCAGCAGAACAUUGGGGAACUAGAGGAACAACUAGAAGAGGAAGAAGCGGCCAGACAAAAGUUACAGCUGGAAAAAGUAACUGUUGAGGCAAAACUUAAGAAGAUGGAAGAGGAAGUACUAGUUCUGGAAGAUCAAACAGGCAAAUUGAUCAAGGAGAAGAAACUUCUUGAGGAACGGGUUGCGGAAUAUACCACUAACCUAACAGAGGAAGAAGAAAAGUCUAAGAGCCUUGCUAAACUCAAGAACAAACAUGAAACCAUGAUCUCUGACUUGGAAGAGCGCCUUCGCAGAGAAGAGAAGCAGCGUCAGGAGCUAGAGAAGACACGCCGCAAGUUAGAGGGAGACAGUACUGAUUUGCAUGAUCAGAUUGCAGAGCUGCAGGCACAAAUUGCUGAAUUAAAGUUGCAACUUGCUAAAAAGGAGGAAGAGUUGCAGGCUGCUCUAGCAAGGGUGGAGGAAGAAGCUACACAGAAGAACAUUGCCCUAAAGAAAAUUCGAGAGUUAGAAUCUCAGAUUGGUGAACUACAGGAAGAUCUGGACUCUGAAAGAGCUGCACGCAAUAAGGCAGAGAAGCAAAAGCGUGAUCUUGGAGAAGAACUUGAAGCAUUAAAGACUGAACUUGAGGAUACCUUGGACUCAACUGCAGCGCAACAAGAACUCCGAACGAAACGUGAGCAAGAGGUAUCGCAACUGAAGAAAAUUUCUGAAGAAGAAGCUCGACUUCAUGAAGGCCAAGUUCAGGAGCUCAGACAAAAGCAUGCACAAGCUGUUGAGGAGCUUUCUGAACAGCUGGAACAGACAAAACGGGUGAAAGGAAAUUUGGAAAAGGCUAAACAAGCACUGGAGAGUGAACGUAAUGAACUAGCCAAUGAGGUGAAAGCUCUUAUGCAAGUCAAGGGAGACUCUGAGCACAAGAGGAAAAAAGUAGAAGUACAGCUUCAAGAACUGCAAGUCAAAGUAUCAGAAGGUGACAGAUUUCGAGCUGAACUAUCGGAGAAGGCAAACAGACUGCAGGUUGAGUUGGAAAACGUCUCAAGUCUCCUUUCUCAAGCGGAUAGCAAAUCUAUCAAACUUGCCAAAGAUUUCUCUACCUUGGAAUCACAGCUACAAGACACUCAGGAACUCUUACAAGAAGAGACACGUCAGAAACUGAGCUUUAGCGCAAAACUCAAGCAAAUGGAAGAUGAGAAAAAUGGCUUCCUGGAGCAAUUAGAAGAGGAGGAGGAAGCAAAGAAAAACCUGUCAAAGCAAGUUUUAACACUGCAAUCUCAGAUAGUGGAGAUGAAAAAGCGAAUGGAAGACAGCGUUGGCUCCUUAGAGUCUGUUGAAGAGUUGAAGAAGAAACUGCAGAAAGAUCUUGAAGCUACUAAUCAACACUUUGAGGAGAAGGCAGCUGCUUAUGACAAGCUCGAGAAGACAAAGACUAGACUUCAGCAGGAGCUGGAUGAUCUUGCUGUGGAUCUCGAUCACCAGCGCCAGAUUGUGUCCAACCUGGAGAAGAAGCAAAAGAAGUUUGAUCAGUUGCUUGGUGAGGAGAAGACUGUUUCUUUGAAAUAUGCAGAAGAACGUGACCGUGCAGAAGCAGAGGCUCGUGAGAAAGAGACCAAAGCCCUGUCCUUGGCUCGCGCCUUGGAGGAGGCUCUGGAGCUUAAAACUGAAUUGGAAAGAGUUAACAAACAGCUGCGUACAGAGAUGGAGGAUUUGGUCAGCUCCAAGGAUGAUGUUGGGAAAAGCGUACAUGAACUAGAAAAGUCCAAGAGGGCCUUAGAACAGCAAGUAGAAGAGAUGAAGACUCAGUUGGAAGAACUUGAAGAUGAGUUACAGGCAACAGAAGAUGCUAAGCUUCGCCUGGAAGUUAACUUGCAAGCAAUGAAGGCUCAGUUUGAGAGGGAUUUGCAAGGGCGAGAUGAAAUGAGUGAAGACAAAAAGAAACAACUAGUUAGACAGGUGAAAGAAAUGGAGGUCGAACUUGAAGAUGAAAGGAAGCAACGCUCAUUGGCAGUAGCGGCUCGAAAGAAGCUUGAGAUGGAUUUGAAAGACCUGGAAGGACAGAUUGACUCUGCAAACAAAAAUAGAGAAGACGCAAUCAAGCAGCUCCGUAAACUGCAGGCACAGAUGAAGGAUUACCAGAGAGAAUUGGAGGACACAAGAGCAUCCAGAGAUGACAUUUUGGGUCAGGCCAAAGAAAAUGAGAAGAAACUUAAGAGUCUGGAAGCAGAGAUGAUCCAUAUGCAGGAGGAACUUGCUGCUGCUGAGCGUGUCAAACGCCAAGCCCAGCAGGAGAGAGAUGAGCUUGCGGAUGAGAUUGCAAACAGCAGUGGCAAAGGUGCCCUAGCUAUAGAAGAAAAGAGACGUUUGGACUCUCGCAUUGCACAACUUGAAGAAGAGCUGGAGGAGGAACAGGGCAACACAGAACUUGUGAAUGACAGACUGAGGAAAGCAACACUUCAGAUUGAUCAAUUGAACACUGAUCUGAAUGCAGAGCGCAGUAAUGCUCAGAAAAAUGAAAAUGCUCGCCAGCAAAUGGAUCGCCAGAAUAAGGAGUUGAAAACAAAGCUGCAGGAGUUGGAAGGAUCUGUUAAAUCCAAGUUUAAAGCUUCAAUUACUGCAUUGGAGGCAAAGAUAGCACAACUGGAGGAACAGCUGGAUACAGAGACAAAGGAGAGACAGAAUGCAAGCAAACAGGUGCGCCGUACAGAGAAAAAACUAAAGGAUGUUGUCAUGCAGGUGGAGGAUGAAAGGCGCAACGCAGAGCAAUUUAAAGAUCAGGCUGAAAAGAACAAUGUUCGAAUGAAACAGUUGAAGCGCCAGGUCGAGGAGGCAGAAGAAGAAGCACAACGUGCCAAUGCAAUGCGCCGCAAACUGCAACGUGAACUGGAGGAUGCUACAGAGACAGCAGAAGCCAUGAAUCGGGAGGUUAACACCCUCAAGAGCAAGCUUCGACGUGGAGUUGGUGAUGUACCAUUUGUUACGAGACGUGUUGGAAGAAAGGGUGUUGAUGAAGCUUCUGAUGACGAUUUGGAUGGGAAGGCAGAUGGAGAUACAAAAUCUACUGACUAAGAAGUUCCCUAGCACAUUUCAUCUUGUCCUUAUCUUAUCCAGGAGAAUUGCUCAGUCAUUUAGAAUUUGCCAUAAUAUUCAAAGCCUGUUAAAGGGGAAUUUUUUUUUCUCUGUCAUUGGGGGUAAAAUGGAAAAUGGAGCCUUUAUUGAACUGAAAGAAACUAUGUCUUCCGUAAGAUACCAAAGCCAUAACUUUCAUCAGAUUCAUUUAUGUCAAUAUGGGAUCAUGGCUUGUGGUUACAGCGGUUUCACAAUUUUAGGCAAUAUGUCUGUGCACUUUCUAUUGUGGCAGCCAGAAUGGAUCUGUAGACUUUAAGCACUGUAUCACUUUUUGAUCUUGACUGUUCUUCUGAAUCUCAGUCUUUCCAUCUUUUGCUGCCUUACAGUUUUGCUUAUUGCCAUUUCUGACUGGAUGCAUUUAUUCUUGCUUUCUUUAAGAUUAGUAUGCGAAGGGCAGAAACCACUGGCUGUUUUGGGGAAAGGAAAGUAGUUAAGGACCAAAUGUAUUAAUCAUUAAUAUGAAUCACAUUUUUACAAGUAUUUUUUUAUACUUGUAUAUCUAGAAGAUAUAAAAUGUAACUGGAGAACUGUCUGUACUGCACCAUCUAUAUGAACUGUUAUUCUGCACACACCUGUACACAACUGUAUUGGUCAAGUGGUUUUUGAAAUACAUUUUUUGUAUCACUGCCUAUUUAGGGUGCUCAUUUCAGAAGAGCUUUAUUCUAAUGGUUCAGCCUGUGUAUUAUAAGUGCCUUUUUACUGCUGCCUGGUCAUGUUCAAAAUCGAGAGCUCAUAAACCAGGAAAAUGUUGCUGUUGCUUUACAUAAUAAACUAUGAUCAGUGCUGCAAAA
This is a messenger RNA of Nanorana parkeri, 6815 nucleotides long. RefSeq names its product myosin heavy chain 9 (gene MYH9). Gene Ontology annotation, molecular function: actin filament binding; cytoskeletal motor activity; ATP binding. Bases 202 to 5964 code for a protein of 1920 amino acids. The transcript is spliced from 40 exons. Gene Ontology annotation, cellular component: myosin complex. The record is from RefSeq and is a predicted model, not a curated record. Lineage: Eukaryota; Metazoa; Chordata; Amphibia; Anura; Dicroglossidae.